AGCAGAGCUCAGUCAUUCAAGUCGGCGUGGUGCUACCACCAGCAAGUCUCCUCUUUCCCAGACUCCUCAUCCCGGGGCUUCAGAUAAUCCCAAAUCCAUGGCAGGCAUCCUACAUGCAAGUCCCAAGCCCGGAGGCCUUGGAGUUCAGAUGCCCCCUAAUCACACUUGCCCCAAGCCAAAAGGCCAAAGGAGCAAGCUGAAGAGAAAGCCUGAGAGCAAUCCCCCAUCACCAUAAAUUGUGUAGCUGAAAUCCUCCCAUUGGAGGCAUGACAGACUCUGGCAGGGGUCAGCCUGCCCGCAGUGCAAGGGACAGGUCUCCAUCCUCAACCACACCAAGUCAUUCAAGGCCAAGAAGAAGGGGAUCUCCCCUGCCAGGUCAGUAAAACCACCUAGACUGGACUCCACCUCCCCUGCCAGGUGAGUAGUAGAGGUCCCUUGCUGGGGUUCCUAGCUACUAUUGCAGUACAAAUAAGCAAUCACUUUCCUUAAUAUAACGCUCUCGGCAAAGGUCGAUGGUAAAGUGGGCUGGGAGAUGAAACACUCCUCGCACUCCCACAGAAGGGAUCCCUCUCAGUCUCGGCUGGCCAUGCCGCUAAGAGACAGGGUGCUGAAGGGGUUCAGUCCGCCUCACCCCUUGCUGCGUGCAACCCCAAAAGCACCCAUCCCUAAAGCCUUGAUAAGCACAACCUGCCUGGGUGUCAUUGCACCUCAUUGCCCGAGGAUCGGCCUGGACCAGGGGAGCUGGGCAGCUCCAGGGAGCGAGACUGGAGGCUUUCUCUGCCACACCGUGUCACUUUAAAAGCGCACACACAGAGAAGAAAACACUCAGCGGUGUGUCAGGGAAGUGAGUCACCGUAGAAAUGCACCCAAUCAGCGCUGAGGCCAGAGGAACAGCACUAGACUUGCAAGCUCCAGCAGCUGGAUGACCAGAGCAGCCAGCAGCUUGUCCUGCCAGGGCCUGACCUUCCAACCCACGUGCACUGCUUGAAGAUACUAACGCUUCAAUUUGAAGACAGAGCAUAGUGGCACAGCUCAAGCAGAUGUCAUGGAAGUUGAUCCAACACUUCCAUUAAAUACAGAGGACCUAACCACCCCAUUUAUGAAGAGGAUGUAUACACCGGCUCUCCAAGAGGAAGUCAAUGUGGCCGUCAUUGCAAGUGUCAUCGCUGUGGUUUUCAUCACCCUCCUGACCGUUCUGGUGGUGAUCAUCGUGUACCUAUACAAGAAUAAAGGCACUUACCUCACCUAUGAACAAUCAAACACAGAGCCUGAUGUAUCAGUACAGAUGGAGAACGUGCCUCCCAAAGGAGAAAAGGAAGAGUAUUUCAUUUGAUUCCCUUCAGCUUCUAAGCUGUUCUCAGCUUUGAUGCCGAUGUGCCCAGGCCCUCCCAGACUCUGGAUUCAAAAGACUUUUUCUCCUCCUUAAUUUAUUAACUUGAUCAAGAAAAGGAAAGUGUAAUGGGUGACUACUAGCCUUGAUCAUAGUUCUACUGCACAGACUCUAAUGGAAAGCCAGUAUCACCCCUGUAAUAAGAGAGGUGAGCAGGAUGGGGAGGAGGCUUGCCAGUGGCAGGAAUAGCUGGUGGUUGGCACUUCCUUCUCCAUGACUUGCAAUACAGUUGAUUGGCCAGAUA
This is a messenger RNA of Alligator mississippiensis (American alligator), 1634 nucleotides long. It is a transcript of the gene SMAGP, whose product is annotated as small cell adhesion glycoprotein. The transcript has 4 exons. Bases 1046 to 1333 code for a protein of 95 amino acids. NCBI's taxonomy places the organism in Eukaryota, Metazoa, Chordata, Crocodylia, Alligatoridae. The record is from RefSeq and is a predicted model, not a curated record.